AGCCUCUGGCUCCAGCAGCGGCGGUUAGUUUUUUGGGAGCAGCCUGGGCAGCUCGCUCCACGCGUUUCUGGAGGAACACAUGCUGCAGGUCCCAGCCGUACCAGCAUCCCCAAUGCAUCCAGUGCAACAGAGGCAGAUUUCGGUGCAAAGCCCGCCACAGUGGCAGGCAGCAGCACCAGUGCCACAAGUAGACGAUUUGGGCCCUCCUCCAAAGCGGCAGACGGACAACAUGCCCACUCCCGCUUCGAUUGAAAACCAGAAGCAGGCCUAUGCACGGGCGUUAGAACAGCAGCUGGAGGCAGGUGCACGAACAAUACAAGAUCAAAAGAAUCAAGCUUUGGACAUCUUGCGGAAUGCGGCGGAGGAAAAGAAGAUGAAGUACUCCAUGCAGCUGGAAGAGCAGCUCCUACAGCAGGAGUUUGAGCUGGAUGAGCAAUGCCAUCAGCAGAUCAUGCAGUUGCAACAGGCCGCGUUCCAGCAGAAGUCACAACUGGAACAUCAGGCCAGUUCGCUGAUUAUGGAGUACAAGCAGCGAAGCAUGCAAGAGCAAAUGCAACAGCGGCUUUACGAGCAAAAGCUGCGACAACAUCAGAUGCGUGAAAACAUGCACCAAAAGAUGAAAGAUAUGUCGGUGAAGAAAGCGGCGCCGACCCCUGCGCAGGACCUGGGACAACCCCCCAUGUACUGAGGCGUGAAUGCAUUCAAUCUGUCAACCGCGGAGGGGCGAACCACUGCGGGGAUGACGAAUGACGUGCGUCGUGCGUACCAUAGGCAAAUGAAGCGAAAAGGACCGGGGAAAAAAAGGCGGGUCAUCGAGCAGCUCCGGAGCUUCUAGAACGGU
Durusdinium trenchii is the source of this 841-nucleotide messenger RNA. Lineage: Eukaryota; Dinophyceae; Suessiales; Symbiodiniaceae. The record is from the annotation of a GenBank genome assembly.